This is a messenger RNA of Aspergillus nidulans FGSC A4, 1524 nucleotides long. RefSeq lists its product as uncharacterized. The record is from RefSeq and is a predicted model, not a curated record. Gene Ontology annotation, biological process: transmembrane transport. Gene Ontology annotation, cellular component: membrane. The transcript is spliced from 6 exons. The coding region runs from base 94 to 1524 and encodes 476 amino acids. NCBI's taxonomy places the organism in Eukaryota, Fungi, Ascomycota, Eurotiomycetes, Eurotiales, Aspergillaceae. Gene Ontology annotation, molecular function: transmembrane transporter activity.
CUCAAGUCUUCCAAGCUUCUCUCUGAGAGCUGUUCGACUAGCGAUCCAUGGAGCUCAACUUUUCAAGUGUUUGGACUGAAUAACUUGUCGACCAUGAGCGAGAAUCAAACGGCCGAAUUCCCCGCACAUGCGGAAAGCCCGAAGGCAUCUCCAAAUUGGCAAAAUUCCGAAAGCGAAAAGACCGAUGAAGGAGGAAUCGACAUAGGAAUGCCGGAUGGUGUUGCGGAAGAUGGUUUCGAACCGAUCAAGCCUGCCGCAACGACAGAUAACAGCCAACUGCAAAAACUACACAGCACCUGCUCUCGCCCUGUUGAGCGCAGUUGGUCCCUGAAUGAUGGAUAUAGUUGCAAUAAUGAAGUGGAUGUGGAAGUCAAUACCGGCGAUUCGCAAGGUACAGAGGAUACUGCGUCAUCUGAUUUUGUCGUGCGGUGGGAUGAGAAUGACCCGAUGAAUCCAAGAAAUUUCAAUAAAGUUAGGAGAUGGAUUAUUGUUAUCAUAUGCUCAACGGGGUCUCUUUGCGUCACCUGCACCUCGAGUAUGUACACUGUUACUUACGAUCAAUUGACCGAGGAGUUCAACUGCAGCCGGAUUGUUGCGACGCUCGGCUUAUCUUUCUUCAUCUGGGGUCUAGGGUUAGGACCCCUCGUUCUAGGACCACUGUCAGAGUUCUAUGGCCGCAGAAACAUAUACAUCACCUCAUUCAUAUUCUUCCUGAUAUGGCUUGUUCCCUGCGCCGUUGCAAAGAAUAUUCAAACAAUGAUUGUCAGUCGAUUCUUCAAUGGCCUUGCCGGCAGCGCGUUCUUAUCUGUAGCUGGAGGGACUGUUGGUGAUCUCUUUGACCGUCAUGAGCUGUCGGCACCGAUGAUGCUGUACACGGCCUCACCAUUUGUAGGCCCAGAAUUGGGUCCACUGGUUGGCGGGUUCAUUAACCAGUAUACGACUUGGCGUUGGACGUUCUAUGUGCUUCUGAUAUGGACUGGCACGUUGCUGGCCAUGCUAGUACUGUUCGUUCCUGAAACAUACCACCCAGUGCUGCUGAAGCGAAAGGCAGUGAAACUCAGAAAAGAGACCGGGGAUGACCGUUGGAUCGCUUCAAUCGAGAAGAUGGACCGGUCAAUCGCGCAGACAGUCUUGAAAUCUCUUUAUAGGCCUAUUCUCUUGCUCACUCUGGAGCCGAUGUGCCUGAACCUCUGCGUAUUUUCUGCCAUACUUCUAGGAAUCCUUUAUCUUUUCUUCGGCGCCUUUCAACUAGUAUUCGGCAAUGUAUAUGGCAUGGAGCUGUACCAACGCGGUCUGUGCUUCCUUGGAAUGUUCGUGGGAAUGAGCUUCGCAAUAGCGUCUGAUCCAUUCUGGCGCCGAAUAUACAGAAAGUUGGAGAAGAAAGCCAACGACGUUGGGGAGGGCUUUCAGCCGGAGUGGCGUCUACCUCCUGGUGUGUACUGCCUGAACCCUGGCGGCACUCGUAUGCUUGUCGAAACGCUGCUAACCGUUCAGCCAUUGCCGGGGGACCCUUGGUCACAAUAG